AUGACGUCAGCUCCCAGGUCGCCGAGCAGUGAAACAAACAUGGCGACAGAAUGGAGCGGGCAGCAAGGUUAUGUUCUCACUGUCAUCAUCUGCCUGUGGAGCGCGGUCGGCGGGAGGACGGAGACGGCGGUCGCGGCGGCGGCGGCGGCGGCGGGGUCCGGCAGCAGGGGCAGCGGCCGCGGCGGGAGCCAGGUGCUCGGCAUGCGGCUGGAGAGGAGCGACAAGCCCGCCAGCACCAAUGACGACGGUGUCAUCCAGGUGACGGAGGAGAGCUCCAUGCAGCUCCGGUUUUACGGGGUGCAGCUCCACUCGGACGCCUGGAAGCAGGUCCGCUUCACGGAGAUCCCGGACGGAGGCGGCGGCGUGGACGAAGAGGAGGAUGGGGAGGAGGCGGUCGCGGCGGCGAGGAGCGGCAGCGGCAUGAUGGACGCGCCGGACAGGACUUGUGCUGACUUUACGAAGGACAUCAGCAUCGGGACCUACAUGAACGUCAGCAGUCACGGCACGUCGGGGCUGAUCUCCUUCCAGAUCAAGCCGCUCCGCAAGAGCGAGCCGAAGAAGGAGUACGCGCUGUGCACGAGGAUGGGCGACGUUGGGAGCAGCUGGCUGCUGAUGGGGGACAGUGAUGGCAGGUUGCUGGUGGUGGAGGAGAAGAAGUCCCUGCUGCCCAUGUGGCUGCAGUGUAUCCUCAUCUCCUGCCUGCUGAUGCUCUCGGGCAUGUUCAGCGGCUUGAACCUGGGGCUGAUGGCGCUUGACCCCAUGGAGCUGCGCAUCGUCCAGAGCUGCGGCACCGAAAAGGAGAAGAAUGACGCAAGGAAAAUCGAGCCCAUCCGCCGCAAAGGGAACUAUCUCCUGUGCUCGCUCCUGCUGGGGAACGUCCUGGUCAACACCACCCUCACCAUCCUGCUGGACGGCCUGAUCGGAUCAGGUCUGGGCGCGGUGGUCGCCUCCACCGUUGGGAUCGUCAUCUUCGGGGAGAUCGUUCCCCAGGCGCUGUGCUCCCGCCACGGACUGGCCGUGGGCGCCAACACCAUCCUGCUGACCAAGUUCUUCAUGCUCCUCACCUUCCCGGUGUCCUUCCCCGUCAGCAAGCUGCUGGACGUGCUGCUGGGCCAGGAGAUCGGCACCGUGUACAACCGGGAGAAGCUGGUGGAGAUGCUGAAAGUGACGGAGCCCUACAACGACCUGGUCAAAGAGGAGAUGAACAUGAUCCAGGGCGCUCUGGAGCUCCGGAACAAAACCGUGGAGGACGUGAUGACGCCGAUAGGGAACUGCUACAUGAUCCAGGCGGACGCGGUGCUGGAUUUCAACACCAUGUCGGAGAUCAUGGAGAGCGGAUACACCCGCAUACCCGUGUACGAUGACGAGAGGUCCAACAUCGUGGACAUCCUGUACGUGAAGGACCUGGCGUUUGUGGACCCGGACGACUGCACCACCCUGAAGACCAUCACCAAGUUCUACAACCACCCCGUGCACUUUGUGUUCCAUGACACCAGGCUGGACGCCAUGCUGGAAGAGUUCAAGAAAGGUAAAUCCCACUUGGCCAUCGUCCAGAAAGUGAACAACGAGGGGGAGGGAGAUCCCUUCUACGAGGUGCUGGGAUUGGUCACCUUGGAGGACGUCAUCGAGGAGAUCAUCAAGUCAGAGAUCCUGGAUGAAUCCGACCUGUACACUGAUAACAGAAACAAGAAAAGGGUGGAUCCCAACAAAUGCAAACGCGACUUUUCCGCUUUCAAGCACGAUGCCGACAGUAAGGUGAAGAUCUCUCCCCAGCUCAUGUUGGCAGCUCAUCGUUUCCUGGCCACAGAGGUGAGCCUGUUCAGCCCGUUCCUGAUCACAGAAAAAGUCUUACUGAGGAUCCUCAGACACCCGGACGUCAUCCAGGAACUCAAGUUCAACGAAAAUGACAAACGCUCGCCGCAGCACUUCCUGUACCAGAGGGGUAAACCUGUCGACUACUUCACACUCAUUCUGCAGGGGCGGGUCGAGGUGGAAGCUGGAACCGAAAACAUGAAGUUUGAAACUGGGCCAUUCUCCUAUUAUGGAGUCAUGGCUCUAAGUACACCAACACUGGCUGUCACCCCUCCUCUCUCCCCAUCAGUGGCGUCCCCCCCUCCACGACGCCUAUCACUUAAGAGGUUUUCUCUGUUCUCUCGUUUCCCAGAGUUUCGAUCUCCAUCGCACGGGGGCAACCUCAACCGCUCGGCGUCACUGAGCUGCACUGAGCGCGCUCCAGAAUGUGGCUCCAUCGGUGGGAGCAACACCCAGAUCCCAGGCACCCCCUUCCAGUACACCCCAGACUUCUGCGUGCGUGCUCUCACUGACCUGCAGUUCGUCAAGAUCACUCGUGCUCACUACCAGAAUGGUCUCCUGGCAUCCAGGCUGGACAGCACGCCGCAGUCUCCAGAGCGCAGUCACACUCGUCUGGACACGUCCAUCUCUUUGCUCCCCAUCACACCACCGGGGACACGCACACCACUGCCACUGGCCACACCUCCUGUAAAGCGGCCAUCCUCAACCAAGCAGCCGACACCACCAGGCAGCCGCGCCGGUCUGCCUCAGACCACCUCGUCCUCCUCUUCUAGCCGCAGGCCAAGCCAGGCUCUGCCCCAAGCCUCUCCCCUUCAGAGCAACCACACCUCCCUCUCCCAAACCCACCUGACCUCCAUUAGUACAGCACCGUUUACCCUCAACCCACACCCUAAUCUGUCCUCCAAGCCCCAGCAGUCGCCGCCCUCUGCUGGAUCAGAGAACAGGCCGGGAGAGACCACCACUCUGCUCAGCGAGCAGCAGAACUGUGUGGGCCCCCGUAGGCCAAGCCAUACCCAGGCACACCCCCACCCACACGUUCACAUCAUCAGUCACGCACAGACUGAAAGCACCAUCUAACUGAGCUCCCCUCGGGGAAACCAAACUACCUGUGCACUCACAUGACACACAUUGGCACUACUAUUUGUUCCUGUUUGCUUGUUGUUGCCUGAACUUUUCUGUAGAUGUCAGAGGGAAGCUGAGGAUCAUCAUGUGUAUUUUGUAAACAGAGAUCUUCCUUUAUCCCCUCUUGCAUGCCGCCCCAUCCCAAUACUGAAAAACACCAAGAACAGAGAACAAAGAGGGCAGAGGAACAGGGAACGCUAGUGAGUUAGAAAUGUGCAAGCUGCGUGUGUGUGUGUGAGAGUGUGUGUGCGUUUCAAAAGAUCAGUUCACCCAAAUUGUGCAAUUUUUCAACAUUUUGAGAGCAGCACAAACAAAUCUCCAUUACGCUAUAUUGUAGCUUGAGUGGAUUUCUCAAACCCUGAGCUCAUACAACUGGAGCUGUAGUGAUUAAUCAAUUUUAUUAAUCACUGCAAUCUUCAAAUUUGAGAAUCUGAAGUUUUGCGUCUUUUCUCCUUGCAACAGAGGAAGCUAAACAUUUACAUGAAGGCCAUUUCUAGAUAUUGGGCACAUAAUGCUAAACAUGUUCUAUUUCCAGUUUAGAUCAGUGCUACUCAUGAUCUUCACUUUAUGUUACAUGUAUAAAGUCCAGCUCAUUUCUUCCCCUAUGUUUAAAAAAUAACCAAACAAAUAUUUUAUAAUUCCAGUUAUUUAAAUUCCAUUUCUGCUCACAGAGAACUUUAAUGCACUCUGUGUUUUCCAGCUGAAUCAGUUGCAGGGCAGAGAAACUUUUAUUUGGCUUCAUUAUUUAUGCUCAUUUUGUUUUCUGGUGAGUUAUCCACCAGUGCACCAGGGGGGGCUGCUACCUCUAGCUUACAUCAACACACAACUGCAAACAUUUGUGGUUUCCAGCUUCUCAAAAGGAUUUUAAUAUCUUUGGGUUCCGAGCUCUGGGGAAAUUAUAAAAGGUAAAACACAUAAUUGAUUAUCCUUGUUUGCAGCCCCUCAGUUUGUAGAUCUCAAAGUGUGCUUCUGUAAUUGGUGUGAAGUGACCCUUUGAGUCAUCACCAGUAAGACACUAAGAGAAAAGAUACAUUUCCACAUGGUAUGUCCAGAUCAAGGCUGAUACCUCAACCUUGCUAUAGAAUUUACUGUUCAGAGAUGUUUGUCUCUAAAUUUCUUUACAUUUUUCCAAAGAGUGAAACUUCCACAAAGCUGUGACGUUGACAGUGAAGGUUUUUUUUGUCAGCACGUGGGAUUUUUGAUAGAUCGCCUGUUUGACUGAGUAUGUUCUGUGGAUUUGAGCCUGCGUUUGUUAGGCAGAGCCGUUACAACCUGGUGAAAGACUAGUGCUGUGAAGGUGGGUGCGUUUCUAGCACACCUCCCAACUAUAGCAAUAUGUUUUAAAUGGUUUAAUUUCCAAGAGUGAUUUUAUUUAAGAUAUUUAUUUUUGCUGAAUAUUUAUUUAUAUGUAUUUGACAUUCAAUUUGUUAUUUCAUAUAAUAGUUUAGAUUUGAUUGAUUUAAUUGCCUUUUCUGGUUCAUGGAAACACUGCAGACUAAACAACGAACAUAGUGCACACAGAAUAUGACAAUAACUGCACAGACUCUUCAGUAUGAUCGUUAUCCACUAAACAUCUCCGCUAAAUAUUCCUCACUGUGAAUAGAGCCUGGUCCGACAAGCAACUCUUGCUCAGAGCUUCAGAGGUCAACAUGUGAACGACUCAACAAACUGGACGUCUGCUGUGUUCCUGUGCAUUUCGUGUGUGUCACAACUUUUGGCUGUAAAUAUGAUGGAUUUCUGAGCACCCAGAUUGGGUUGAAGAAAAGGGGACACGUGACUUGAAGACCAAAUAACCCGUUGGUUUAAUGCCCACAGUUAUGAGUGGAAAGUAUGUUCACAGCACAGUUGGAUGGCUUCUCAGUUCAAUGCCAUCGGUCGUGCAAGUUUAAUGAGGACAUCUCUACAGUCUUUCUCCACAAUACUUCGUCAUUCAUAUGUCAGAUAACAAACUGUAACCAAGACCCCACCACACUAAUUUUCUCAGUUUCUCUGGACUGUUUGAAUCCUAAGGAAGGCUGUAGCUGCGAGUCAAACAUUUUGUUUACUAGUUUUUGGUCUGUUCAGUUUUAUUUUCUAAUGGUUUUUCCAUUAUCGAUAAAUUGCUUUUUCAAGAAUAAUAAUUUUGCUUUCUUUGUUGAGAGCUAGAUGAGAAAAUGUGUAUUACCCACACAUCUGUAUGAUGUUCCAUGAGCUUGGCAUAGAGACUAGAAACAGUAGGAAACGGCCCGCUUCCAUCACAAAGGUCAGGAUAAUUUCUACAGCACAUCGUAGGCUCACUACUCCACAUGUUGUAAAGGUGCUUGAUCUUUAUGCUGUUGCUACAUAGAUGUUAACAUUAGAACCUUAUUUAGCAGAAACUGUGAUUUGAUCAAAU
Molecule: messenger RNA, 5308 nt
Organism: Pleuronectes platessa (European plaice)
Lineage: Eukaryota; Metazoa; Chordata; Actinopteri; Pleuronectiformes; Pleuronectidae
Product: metal transporter CNNM4
Exons: 8
Coding region: 1-2889 (962 amino acids)
Biological process (GO): magnesium ion homeostasis; magnesium ion transport
Cellular component (GO): plasma membrane
Molecular function (GO): sodium ion transmembrane transporter activity; magnesium ion transmembrane transporter activity
Source: RefSeq, a predicted model, not a curated record